CGCCCCUCCCCACCGCGCCGGGCCAGGCCAGCUGGCUUAGCCCUCUCCGGCCGGUUUAGGCUAGUUCCCGGGCGGCGCGCCGUUCCAGAACUUUCCGGGAAGCGCCGGGCUCUGUGUGAGUCAAGGGUCAAAUCACGUCAUUUCCGGGAGAGGAGGUGAAGGGUAAGUACUCUCACCUCGGCUCGCGGCCUAGAAAAGCCUAGAAAAGCCUAGAAAGAGCUCCUCUUUCCUUCCGCCUACCGGUCCGCGCGUCAGUGGCCUGCGCAGAGCCCGGGAAACGAAUCGUGGCGCGCACAGGUGCGGCCGCCCCUUUUCUGGGGGAGGGGCCGGGGGCGAGGACGAGCGCGCCUGCGCGCUAGGAGGUCUUUUUUUCGAGUUCACGUGGCAGGGGGGUCGGACUGCGGAUUUCUCCUUUCGGCGGCGGCCAGAGAGCGAGAGUACGAAGUGUUGCAACCCGAGUCAUGGCAGGACAGGCAUUUAGAAAGUUUCUUCCCCUUUUUGACCGAGUAUUAGUUGAAAGAAGUGCAGCCGAAACUGUAACCAAGGGAGGCAUUAUGCUUCCAGAAAAAUCACAAGGAAAAGUAUUGCAAGCAACGGUAGUAGCUGUUGGAUCAGGCUCUAAAGGAAAGGAUUUCUAUAAUUGGCCUGAUGAAUCCUUUGAUGAAAUGGACAGUACACUAGCUGUUCAGCAGUAUAUUCAACAGAACAUAAGAGCAGAUUGUUCCAAUAUUGACAAAAUUCUUGAACCACCUGAAGGCCAAGAUGAAGGUGUAUGGAAGUAUGAACAUUUAAGGCAAUUCUGUCUUGAGCUAAAUGGACUUGCUGUCAAACUUCAGAGUGAAUGCCAUCCAGAUACAUGCACUCAGAUGACAGCAACUGAACAAUGGAUUUUUCUUUGUGCAGCUCAUAAAACACCAAAAGAGUGUCCUGCUAUAGACUAUACUAGACACACACUUGAUGGUGCUGCAUGUCUUCUGAAUAGCAAUAAAUAUUUUCCCAGCAGGGUUAGCAUAAAGGAAUCAUCUGUAGCAAAACUAGGAUCAGUAUGCCGUAGGAUUUACAGAAUAUUUUCACAUGCUUAUUUUCAUCACCGGCAGAUAUUUGAUGAAUAUGAAAAUGAAACAUUUUUGUGUCAUCGGUUUACUAAAUUUGUGAUGAAAUAUAAUUUGAUGUCCAAGGAUAACCUGAUUGUACCAAUUUUAGAAGAAGAAGUUCAGAAUUCAGUUUCUGGGGAAAGUGAAGCAUGAAGGGAAUCAUAUAGAAAAAAAUGUACUGAUCACAUAAUUAACAUUAAUUAUGUACUGUAUAUAUAUCAUUUUAGACACAUCAUUCACGUAUCCAUAUUAUAGCUUCUUUGUUUAGUAUAGGUUUUUGUAUGCUGAGUGUUGCCUUUUAAAAUGGGAAAUACUUUUUAAGUUAUUCAUGAGCUGUAUAUUCACUGGUGUGGCACUCAUCGUUUUUAAAUAAGAUUAGUAUUAUCUGUUUAUAAUGCCCGUUAAUAAAAGAAUUUACAGUUUGGUAAAAUUGCUGCUAAACAAUCAUUGGAUCACAAUCCUCAUCAAAUAAACACAUCUAUGAAAAAGAUGAGUGAGCUUGAGGUUUCACACAAGCCAUUUACUAAAGAGAUAGUAAUGUUUUCCUUUGGUUUUAUACCUGAGUUUUGAUAUUCUAGAAAAUUCUGUACCACAUAGUUCAGUCUUAACUGUUAAGUUUUCCAAAGUGAGAUAAAAGUGUUUUUAAAUUCUGUUUAUACUUUUUGAUAUAUAUAUAUGAUUAUGUGUAUGUCCAAAUAUAAAUGCAAAUGAAGCAUUAGUAAUACUUAAAUAAUCUUACUAUGCUACAUAAAGUAUAUUCUAGACCAGCAUACUUGGAAAGGAUUUAUCUUUCUGUUCAGUGGACUGUUACAUACAAGAUGAUAACGAUAAAAGCGUGUAAUUGAUGUUCCCACUGGAAACCUGCCCUGUCCUUCCCUUCUCUUCAUUUCCCUUAACUCUCUCCCCAAAGUACAUUAGCUGAGAAGCUUUUCACCAGACUGUGAUUUAGUGGUGGCUUAUACCUAUUUAUAUUUGUAUUAAUUGCCUACAGAUUAUACCUCAUAUUAGCAGUUACACUACAGGAAAAAAUGUACUGGCAUAGGCUCAUGCUUAUCUUUGCUUUGUGAAAUUGUUCUAACUACUUGGAGAACAGUCUUUAAAAUAGUUUGACUCUUACUAUUAGUAAUAUUAAUCUUUUCUUCUAACCAUCUAGGCAACACUUAAACAGAGUUGAAAAAUAUUGUAGUAUUUAUUUUACACCCCUUCCCCACAAAGUUUAUGUUUGAAUUAUAUGCACAUGUAAGAUUUUUUGCAAUAAUUCACAGGUUCCAAAGGUAUUGCUGAAUGCUCAUACGUUUUUUGGACUUUGUUAUAAUUCAGUGUCUUAAGAAGGAUUCAACUGUAGAUUUUACAGUCUUACCUACUGAAUGCAAGUUUUUACAAAAGCACUGGAGGUCUUAAUUGCUAAACUGGUUGUAACAAGGCACUAAGGGUAAAAAAAAAAUUGUACAUGUAGUGAAGAAUAUAUUUAAAUCCAUCUUUUGAACAGAAUUAACAAAUGAACUUCUUUUUCAUUUGAGUGGGUUAUUUUCAAAUGAAGAUUAAAAUGUAGUCAUCUUGAUUUUUUUUUCAAAUUGGAGGAAAUAAUUUAUACCAUAUUAUGAGACAAGUAUGUACAGCAAAAAUGUGGAAAACAGUACCUGAGAGUUUGUAUAUAUAUUUAUGCCUUCCAAUCCUACCAGUAUAUUUGGCUUUGAACAAUGCUAUCCCAGCAGCCAGUCAUUAUCCCAACCCAUAACUAACUUUUAAGAAGUUUUAUGUUCACAGUGAAAGGAAUAUUGACUUUGAAAUGAUGCAUUUAUAUUAAUGUUACUAUGAGCCAGUGGGAAUAGUAAUUUUCACACAAACUUGCUAAAUAUUGGGAGACUAAACUACUAAGUUAAUAAAUUAUAUAUAGUAUAAUGUAGCUGUUCUCUCUAGACAAAGUCUCACAAUGGAUUUCUGUUGCUUGACUAUUUUCUUAGUGAACAUUUGAACUAAGGCAGUGGCUUGGAUUGGUGAUCUGGCUAAAUACUUUGAAACAUAUUUUGAAUAAUAUAACUCGGUGUUACUAGGGGAAUAAAAUAUGAUUUUUUUCUUACUCA
Globicephala melas (long-finned pilot whale) is the source of this 3178-nucleotide messenger RNA. RefSeq names its product heat shock protein family E (Hsp10) member 1 (gene HSPE1). Gene Ontology annotation, cellular component: mitochondrial matrix; cytoplasm. Gene Ontology annotation, molecular function: protein folding chaperone; metal ion binding; ATP binding. The record is from RefSeq and is a predicted model, not a curated record. NCBI's taxonomy places the organism in Eukaryota, Metazoa, Chordata, Mammalia, Artiodactyla, Delphinidae.